UAACCAUGGACAUACGAUCGUGGUCCGCGCCGUAGACUAAGAAGAUGACCCGCUAUCGUUAGCAGAUAUCUACCUAGCGUCCUCACGCAUUAUAUUAUUCUAUAAGACGACGGUGAUAUGAUGUUGUUGGUGAUGCAGUAUUUUCAUGUUCCAUAUUACUUCCGUCUUAUUUCCCAACACGUCCACUUAUAAUCACUCUCUGUCUCAAAAAACCCCACCAAGAACCAUACCAUACCAUGUCUUCGUCGACUACCCAAUCCGGCUCCGUUCUGCUGCUCGGCGGCACAGGAAAAGUUGGUAGCCGCAUCGCGCCGCUGCUCCACGCCGCCGGGGUCCCCUUCCUAGUCGCGUCGCGAUCCGGGAGUGCCCCUAACGGCUACGCGGGCGUCAAGUUCGACUGGGAAGACGAAUCGACUUGGGAGCCCAUCUUCUCGACUCCCAUCUCGGCCAUCCACCUCGUUGCGCCUCGCGCAGAAGCCCAGGAUGCCAUAAAGAAGUUCGUGGAUCUCGCGCUCUCCAAGGGCGUCCCGCGCUUCAUACUGCUGAGCGCUAGUCUAGUCGCAGAGGGAGGACCGCUGGUAGGCAAGGUGCACACGUACCUGCGUGAGCUUGGCGAGGCGGGUAAGAUCGAGUGGGGUGUGCUGCGUCCGACUUGGUUCCAAGAAAACUUCCUAUCAGAGCACCACCUCUCAGCCCUCAAGAAGGAGAACAAGAUAUAUUCCUCCACCGGAUCCGGCCUCAUCCCCUGGAUCUCAGCCAACGACAUCGCCGCCGUCGGCUUCCAUUUCCUGACGGCUCCCAAAGCCCCCAACACUGACCACUACAUCCUCGGCCCAGAACUUCUCACAUACUCCGACCUCGCAGAAAUCUUCUCCUCCGUCCUCGGCCGCAAAAUCACCCAUGUCGACCUCACCGAGCCCCAGCUCGUCGAGCGCUGGGCCCGCGUCGGCCUACCAGCCGAAUACGCAGCGGUCCUAGCGUCGAUGGACACGGCGGUACGCCACGGGUCCGAGGAGCUCACCAGCGACGCCGUACGCGCGACGACGGGGCGGGAGCCUCGGAGGUUCAGAGACUUUGUCGAGGAGAAUAAAGAGACAUGGGCGCAGAGUUAGAGUUAAGUGUCGAGAGUUAGUGCUGGGAAUAGUCUUGCUUAGUUAAUGAAUUAGGCUAGGCCUACGUUAGGGAAUGGUUAGAACGUACUUUUUUGUUGUUGCUGCGUAAUCAAUUACUAUUAACUUUAUAACUAUCGUGCUUGCGGGAUAUUAUACCCUAGGAUAUAGGUAAUGUUGAUGCAGCGGGUGUACUGUGGUGAUUCUACUGGUUUAUGGUGAACCUGGGUCUCGGCCACAGUCUGUGUAUCACAGCUACCAACACCCCGUACGAAGGGUGAAAGUUGGUGCUUUAUUUUGUGGUUUGGUGUGGUGUACGGUUGCGAAAGGGAAG
This is a messenger RNA of Daldinia vernicosa, 1443 nucleotides long. Its product is annotated as NAD(P)-binding protein. The transcript has 3 exons. NCBI's taxonomy places the organism in Eukaryota, Fungi, Ascomycota, Sordariomycetes, Xylariales, Hypoxylaceae. Bases 237 to 1112 code for a protein of 291 amino acids. The record is from RefSeq and is a predicted model, not a curated record.